Molecule: messenger RNA, 954 nt
Organism: Ilex paraguariensis (yerba mate)
Lineage: Eukaryota; Viridiplantae; Streptophyta; Magnoliopsida; Aquifoliales; Aquifoliaceae
Source: the annotation of a GenBank genome assembly
AUGGGGUUUCAGUUAGUUUCUUCUUGUCUUCACAAUCACACUCCAACCAUCAGAUUAUCCAAAUCAAAUACCUUCUCUCAUCACACUGUUUCUCCUUUGUAUUCGAUACGGAAUAAGAUAUUUGGAAGCGAGGUUGGAUUGAGAAAACAAACACUUCGAUUUUCGAAUGAAUUCAAAUCAAAAUUGGUGGCUGAUAUGAGGAGGAAAUGCAAGUUCUCUUUACUACCGAGCUUGAAGAGAGGAGUAAUUGUAUGCGCUUCUGAUUCUAAUCCUGCGGAAUCUGAUUCUUAUAGACAGGAAAACACUAGUUUGGUUGAAGAAAGUAAAUUAGUGUUAGCUCCUUCCGCGGAAGGCACUGGCUCGUUUCUUUGGGCGUGGGCCCCUAUUGCCCUGAUUUCAUCACUGGUCCUUCCGCAGCUCUUCGUUGGUGCUGCAAUUGAUGGCUUCUUCGGUGAUGAGAUCUUCUCAGAAAUUGUUGCCUCAUUUGCUUCUGAUAUCUUCUUCUAUAUCGGACUUGCAACAUUUCUGUUUGUUUCCGACCGCGUUCAAAAGCCGUAUCUUCAGUUUAGCCCAAAAAGAUGGGGCCUCAUCACAGGUCUCAAAGGAUACUUGACAUCUGCAUUCUUCACAAUGGGCUUUAAGUUGGCUACCUGGCUCAAUAUGUAUUUGAGAAACUUCUUGAUAAGCAAGGGUCAUCUUGUUGGCCUCUCGUGCCCAUUAUUUUUGAGGUCUACAGACUAUAUCAGUUUGAGCAAAGCUACUCAUUUCAUUGAGAAGUUAAUGUUUGCAAUGAGGGGCGCUACUCUGUCCCCAGAAGUGCUAGAAAGAAAUGGUGCCUUGGUUGCAAUGAUAGUGACUUUUUCAAGUCCUUGGUGUGAUUUGCCUGUGGUCAUUGCUGACAUUUCUUCAGAGGCUCUUUCCUUCCAGACCUGUAGCAGAGAAGUACUGAUGCUU